AUGGAGAAGGUGAAUAGUGUCAUGAUAGCAACAAUCGUGUUGGUAGCAAUUUGUUUCGUUCAAGUGGAAUCGGCUUUGGAAGAAAAGAUUCUGCGCGUGGUGAGUAAAGUACAUGCGGAUCCAAACGUCUUUGUGAGUGUUGAGGAGAAGAGAGCAAAGCGACAUGGAAAUUGUGUGGAUACAGGAGCGGUCGAUGAUAAUCCCGUAUGUGCAUCAAAUGGCAAGCAAUAUAUGAACAAAGACGUUUUCGAGUUUCACAAGUGCAUUAUUCAAGCGAGGUUUGGCGAGAUCAUUGAAAUUGUUGACAUGGAGGUCUGCAAGAACGCUAAGAAGGAAGAUAUUGACGUGCCGGACAUUGACUACAUGUAA
This is a messenger RNA of Peronospora belbahrii, 369 nucleotides long. Lineage: Eukaryota; Oomycota; Peronosporomycetes; Peronosporales; Peronosporaceae. The record is from the annotation of a GenBank genome assembly.